Dictyostelium discoideum AX4 is the source of this 2583-nucleotide messenger RNA. RefSeq names its product RasGTPase-activating protein (gene gapA). The coding region runs from base 1 to 2583 and encodes 860 amino acids. The transcript is spliced from 4 exons. Gene Ontology annotation, cellular component: cleavage furrow; cell trailing edge; cell cortex. The record is from RefSeq and is a predicted model, not a curated record. Gene Ontology annotation, biological process: mitotic cytokinesis; chemotaxis to cAMP; regulation of cytoskeleton organization. NCBI's taxonomy places the organism in Eukaryota, Evosea, Eumycetozoa, Dictyosteliales, Dictyosteliaceae.
AUGGAAGGACUAGAAAUUGAAGACGAAGAUGUUAUUUUAUUAGAUGAAGACGAUGAUUCAUCAUCAAGUUCAACAGUUAAUAAUAGUAGUAGUAAUAUUAAGAACAAUGGUAACACUAAUAAUAAUAUUGGUAAUGAUGAUAGUAAUAAGGUAACAUUGAUGACAUCAUUACGUGAAAAAGGUUGGGGUAGUGGUAUGUUGGUAGAUAAAGAAAAGAAUCAAUAUGGUACUAUUAAAUCAUACAAAGACGAUAAAUCAUCACCAUGGUUUGAAGAGAGACAAGUCAUUGCAACACUUUACAAAGCAAGAGUUUUACUUCACGAAAUGAUUUACACCAAAAUGAAUCAAGAAAGAUUAUUAUCAGGUAACUUGUGUGUCGGUGAAAUUCAAUCCCUUUUAAACACUCAAAAAGAAGAUGUCGAAACUGAUUGGAUCGCUGAAAUUCAAGAAUUAAAAAGAAAUAUGGUUGCUGAAAUUCGUCGUAAUCAUCUUUUAGAAAGAGAUGUAAAUAAAUUAGAUAAACGUAUUGCAUUAUUAAUUAAACAUAGAUCAAAUAUUAAAGAUUUAUUAUUAGAACAAAAUAAAGGUAAAAAGGAUAAAAAGAAGAAAGGUGAUGAUAAAGCUGAAUAUAUUACAUUGGAUCAAAAACAAUUAGAAUCAUAUCAAAAUUUGUUCUACCUUUUACAAACUGAACCACACUACUUGGCCAAGUUAGUUACAUUAAUUCAAGCUGAUCAAAUGGAAGAUUUCUUAGAUACCGUUUUCCUUACAUUAUUUGGUGAUGAUUUCUCACCAAGAGAAGAAUUUUUAAUUUUAAGUUUAUUUAGAUUGGCAAUUGGUCAAGAAAUGUCAAGAAUUAAAUCAGCAGGUGAUUUAUUAGCAGUUGAAUCAGUAGUACCAAAGAUGAUUAUUACAUAUACAAGAAGAAAGCAAGGACAUGAAUUUUUAAAACAAAUUAUAGCACCAAUCUUAGAGAAUAAUGUUGUUAAUGCACCAGAUUUAAAUUUAGAAUUGAAUGCAGUACAAGUUUAUCAAAAUAUGAUUUCAGAACAAGAGAUUCAAACUGGUGCUAAAUCAACAUUGAAUCGUGGUUUAGCCGAAGAUCAAAUCAUUCAAUUGAAAGAGGUUCAAUCCAUUUUAGAGCCACGUGUUGAAAAAUGUAUUCAAAUUUGCGAACGUUUCUUCACUGGUAUCAUUCAAUCAUUGAAUCGUUUACCAUAUGGUAUUCGUUGGAUUUGUAAACAAAUUCAAUCAAUUGCACAAAAGAAUUUCGAUUCAAAACCUGAUGAAAUCGCUAAAGUCAUUGGUUAUUUCGUUUAUUAUCGUUUUAUAAAUUUAGCAAUCGUUACUCCUGAUGCUUUUGAAAUUUUAGAUAAAGAAUUAUCAAUUACAUCAAGAAAGAAUUUAGUUAAUAUUGCAAAAGUUUUACAAAAUUUAUUUACAUUAAAAACUUUCCAAAAUCAAGGUAGUGAACGUUGGAUGCAACCAUUAAAUAAAUGGAUUUUAUCAAAGACUAGUAUUGUAAGACAAUAUUUAGAAGAUUUAAUUCAAGUUACAGAUCCAUCAGAAUAUUUAAGAGUUGAUAAAUAUAAUGAAUUAACAUUGAAAUUGAAUCCAGUUGUUGUAAUUUCAUUGGGUGAAAUUUCACAAACUCAUCGUUUAUUAAUUGCAAAUUUAGCCGCAUUGAAAAUGAAAGAGAAAGAGGAUCCAUUGGAAUUGAUUUUGAAAGCAUUACCAGCACCAUUGGAGGUGGUUGAUGAAAAUGAUCGUGAAAUUCAAUUAACUUUAAUAAAUAGAUUCAAAGAGAAUAUCGAAAAGGAGAUUUCAAUCUCUGCAUCAUUAUUGGCAGAGACAAAGGAAUUGGUGAUCUCUGUAUUAAGAUCAAUUCCAAUUCAACAAAAACAACAACAACAACAACACGACGACGAAAAAAGAGAUGAUUUAAUAUCAAUACUUCAAAAUGCAAUUAAACAUGGUAAAGAAACCAAUAAUCCACAAUUAUCCUCAAAUGCAGAGAAAAUUAUAAAUAAUCUUAAAAAGAUGGAGGCCGAGGGUUCAAUUCAAAGUGAAAAUAAUCAAUAUGAAGGUUUCAUAAAGGUGAUCGCUUUGGAGGUAAUCAAUCGUCAAGAGAUUAGAGAACAACAAAGAAAGGAGAGAAUGCGUUUAACCAUCGCUUUACGUGAUCUUAGAAAACAUCAAUCCUAUUUGAAUGAUCAAAUUCAACAUUAUACCUCUUAUCUCAAGGAUGUCCUCCUUCAUUAUGGUCCAAAGGAUAAGAAGAAAUCAACUAAACCAAUGAAAAUCUCUUUCAAAGAAUUAACAAAGAAAGGUGUAAUCGUCGAAUCUGAUAUUCCAAAACUUUCUCAUGGUUCUACCUCUUUCUAUAUCUCUUCUGAUGCUCCUGGUAUCUUUGAUAUUGAAGCUAGAAUUGGUGUUGCCUCUGUUGGUACUCUCUCACUUUCUUUAGAUGAUCUCUUGGACAAAUCUUCUGCUGGUAUUCCUUAUCUCAAACUUGAAAAUAUUGUUCUAGAUGUUAAUAUGACACUUCAUUUAUUAAACAGACAUUUCUUAAAAAAUAUUUAA